GUUUAUCAAAUUACCACAAGAGGGCAGCACACAUCCCCAUUAAAGGAAAGCAAAGAAGAAGAAGAAGAAAAAAAAACAUCUUCGCUCCAAGCAAAGACAACCGAAGAAGAAGUAACCUCCAAUGCCUCCAGUUAGAAUGGUUCAAUCGUCUUUUAAAAUGUUAAAGUUAGAGCAGCUAAAAGUGUUUGUUAAUGAACGUCUGACGGCGGCGGCAGCGGAGAUCUUCGGAGCUGUGGAGAGAACCAUUUUGGAGCUUCACAAUGACGCGUUUGUGUCCGGAGAGGAAGGUAAACACAGCGGGCUGCUAACUGUAGCCGAGCCGCUGGAACCGGAGGAAACAGCACUGAUAACGGCAGCCUCCCCAGGACUCGGUUCAUCUGGAAUAAACUCCUCCAACCAGUCGUUCCACACGCAGGUGAAGCAGCAAAAUGAGGAAGACUGGCAGAAUGAAGACAAAGAAAUGCUGCAGGACCUUUUAAGAAAUGAAGCUACUCCUGGUUUAAACUCCACACAGAGCUCAGAGCCUUCAGCCUCUUGCUUUCAGUUUUUCCUUCCUCACUCCUCUGCAGAGGGAAGGAAAACGGAGGAAGCAGGUAGUUAUGACCAGACAGAUUUUUUCCAGCCAGUUUCCUCCAAUAGUGGAGAAGAAAACUACGUCAGUGAUGCUGAACACAGGGGUUCAAACCCACUUUGGAUGGCAGUAAAGUCAAAAGUCAGGGCGAAGCAAAGCCUAAAUGCUAAGAAAAAAACUAAUCCUUUUUGUUGUCGGAUGUGUGGAGAAUCUUUCCAUUGCAGGAAUUCCUUCGUGCUACAUGUUAAUUCCCACACAGAAAACAUGCCCGUCAUCUUACCUUCCAGGGAGGACAACCUGUGUCACAUCUGCGGAAAAACAUUUACCACAUCCACCCAUUUAAAAAGGCACAUGUUGAUUCACACGGGACAGAGGCCGUACCUCUGCAAGGAAUGCGGCAAGACGUUUGCACGAGGCGAGUGUCUGAGGAUCCACAUGAGGAUCCACACGGUGGAGAGGCCGUACACAUGUCAGGUGUGUGGGAAGGGGUUCAGACAGAGGAGCAACCUGAUCACUCACACCAGGAUGCACACAGGGGAGAAGCCGUACCGCUGCGACAUCUGCUCCAGACCAUUCGCAUAUAAGAAAGACAUGCUGAGACACAUGCAGAUCCACACCAAGACAUGAAAUCUCAGACUGCAGGAAAACCCACUCAUGACAUAAGUGGUCCAUCUUAUUGUGUUUCAGUAGUUAGUGUUACAGCCACCAACUGGGACGCAGCAUCACGUUAAAAAGCUGCAAAGUUCUGGCUAGAAAAUUUUCUUCCAGCACAGUUUUAUUUAAACAUAGAUAAUACGCCCCAAAGCGAGUUUUUUUUUUUUUUUUUUUUUUUUUUUUGUCCAGCUCCUGGUGUCAUGUUAAAGCCCCACCAGCUUGUCCGGAUAUGAUCAACACUUAGUUAAAAAAAGCCACGUUAACCUUUCUGCAGCCUGAACAGAAAUAUGCUUUCAACCAGAUCUUCUGAUUACUAAGAAAAUAAAGUUGGUGAAGUGACAUGCUGGCAGAAAGGAAUAUUUACUACGUUGUAAAGCUGAAAUAGGAUUAACUAUAUUUCUAAGUGUUGAUCUGAGGAUAUAAUCGAAUGUGUUAUAAUGUGGUGCAUUUUCAUGGAUUUGAAUGAAUUCAAACAAAUGUGAGAAAAGUUUCAUGCUGUUGCUGAAAGCCUGUUGACUCACGUUUGAGCCCAGUCUCGUACCAUUUAAUCUUUCAUGGAUUUUCUUUAAGGAAAGGUGAUUGUUUUCAGUGAUGCAGAUGAGAUGGUUUUUUGUUG
Molecule: messenger RNA, 1841 nt
Organism: Melanotaenia boesemani (Boeseman's rainbowfish)
Lineage: Eukaryota; Metazoa; Chordata; Actinopteri; Atheriniformes; Melanotaeniidae
Product: zinc finger protein 623-like
Exons: 2
Coding region: 122-1198 (358 amino acids)
Biological process (GO): regulation of transcription by RNA polymerase II
Molecular function (GO): RNA polymerase II cis-regulatory region sequence-specific DNA binding; DNA-binding transcription factor activity
Source: RefSeq, a predicted model, not a curated record